AUGUCUAUUUAUGUGAGCGCACCACCAUUGCAACAUCCGUGUGACUCCAGCAGAAAAGAGCGCACUUUUCCUAGUGCGGAAUCUGUCCACUGUGGACGACUAUUGUCUUACGAUGACAAUGUUCUAAGUGGUCAUGGUACGGUACUUGCUGGCGCCGGAUUGUUAGCAAGCGUUUCGGGAUUGAAGAUUCAAUACAGUCAGUUGUAUAUGGUAGAACCGUACAAGUCGAAAUAUCUUCCUAAAGUAGGUGAUGUUGUAGUUGGUCGCAUUGUCAGUGUUCAGAAGGCUCGCUGGAAGGUAGACGUGAACUACAGAAUUGCUGCUGUUUUGCACCUCAACAACGUCAACCUUCCCGGGGGUGAGCUCAGGCGCAAAGGCUUAGAGGAUGAAAUUGCAAUGAGCGAGCAUCUCGUUGUGGGCGAUUUGAUAAGUGCGGAAGUUCAACAGAUAAAAGCAAGAGGACAGCUUCAGCUACAUACGAGAAACUUGAAGUAUGGAAAACUUGGACAGGGGAUUUUGGUCAAGGUAAUUCCCACUCUCAUCAAGCCGCAGAAGGAAUAUAUGCACGUGUUAUUUGGCAUUGGGGUAACUAUUGGUUGUAAUGGUGUCAUAUGGAUCUCACCAGAAAUGAGUUCAGAUCCUGACGGUGGUUAUGGUCAAGAUGUUACUAUAAUAAAGGAUCUUGCUCUCCCCGAGGUGGUGUCGUCCUUAGUGCCCAAAGUGAAGUACAUUGCUUUUGCUGAAGAGGAAAAUCGAGAAAAAGAAACAGCUCUUGAAGCAAUUACAAGACAAACUCGUUAA
Strongylus vulgaris is the source of this 801-nucleotide messenger RNA. NCBI's taxonomy places the organism in Eukaryota, Metazoa, Nematoda, Chromadorea, Rhabditida, Strongylidae. The record is from the annotation of a GenBank genome assembly.